Cylicocyclus nassatus is the source of this 1456-nucleotide messenger RNA. The record is from the annotation of a GenBank genome assembly. NCBI's taxonomy places the organism in Eukaryota, Metazoa, Nematoda, Chromadorea, Rhabditida, Strongylidae.
CGAUGAUAUUUAUUUGCCAGUGCAUAAUGUGACUGAAUGCGGCAUCUGCCUACACACUGCACACAUUCAUCUGAAACACUCAGAUGCAACCGUACCUGUCUUCCUAUACCGAUUUUGUUUCGCCUAGAUUUUUAUUCAAUAAGACCCCUGCAAAAACCUCGGCGGAGGUAGUGACUCCAAUCAUGCCUGACGAGGGAAGGCCGUACUCGAUAGCAACAAAAUGUGCUGCUGAAUUUCUUGCUUUGAUGACAUUUGUAAUUAUAGGGUCAUUACAAGCAGCACUCAGCAACAAAAACACAGACGGAGUCUUGAAUGCAGCCCUUUGCCACGGUGUUGCCAUUGUUGUACUUGUAGGAAUCUUUGCUCAUAUAAGUGGUGGUCAUGUCAAUCCCAUUGUGACUCUUGGAAUUGCUUGUCUUGGAAAAAUGCCCGCGCUUGAAGCUGUCUUUUACAUUGUGGCUCAAUCACUCGGUGGCAUAGUUGGCUCCUUUUUGGUUAGGGCCAUCCUGACUCACGACCAAUUUGUAGCGAUACAAGGAGGUGCGACACUUUGCGGAACUGGCAUAGAGUGGUAUCAGGGUUUCUUAGCGGAGAUAUUCACCAGCAUGUUUCUAAUUUUGACUGUUUUUCUUUAUGCUGUGGACGAAAAGAGUAUACUGGCACCGUUGUCAAUUGGUUUGACUGUAAUUUUCGAUAUUUUGGCAGUCGGAGCAAUUUCUGGAGCGUCGAUGAAUCCUGCGCGGUCGCUUGGCCCAAACGUAGUCGCUGCAAUUUUUAUGAACGACAAGUUGAAGGAAGGAUUUUGGUCCAAUCAUUGGAUUUAUUAUGCUGGACCAAUAAUCGGAACGCUCCUCGCAGUCGCACUUCACAGGCUCUUUUUUGCACGCGACAAACGACUUGUUCAAUGAGAACAGCUGUUCCCAAAACUCAGAUGCCGGUCUUACAUAGCUUACUUCAGAUGAAUAGUUCUCUCUAGCUUUCAAGUUUUGUCGAUCGUGAGUAUCAAAAGUAUUCGUUAUUCACCUUGCAUCUCUCUUUCUCUUUGUCCGGUUCAUUUUGUACAAAAUACCAUUUCCUCCCCAUGUACGUCAUGAGUGCAAUUCCCCCCCCCCUGGUUGCAUGCUAAUUUCUUGAUCAUUGCCACAUCUCUAGGAGGUGGACGAGUUAGAAGUAUUGCCAUUGUAGUAGUUUAUUUGUUGAUUCACUUCAAAUGUCAUAGCUAAUGAAUAUUAUUGUGCUACGACAUACGUGUGCUAUAUUACCAAGCAAUCUUGAAGGAGUUGGUGCUUGAGAUGGUCUAAACGGAGCAUGGAGGUUUCAAAAUUGUAAGAGAUUUGGACAAGCUAUGCAUUUUAUGUAUUUCUAUACUCGCAAAUCUGUUGUAUUCAUUUCGAUACAGCAAUGAUUCACGCAAAAUUCGUUUCGCCUUGAUGAAUCAUAAAACAACUAUUGGCAA